GUUCGUCUCUCGACCCGAGACUGGGUCAUACAUGCCGUUGCAGAAGAAACGCCUAUUGAUCUCAACGAGAUGGCGAACCGAAUCCUAGUCCGACCCCUCGCCAUGCUAGUGCUCGAACCCAUCAUCAUCCUCGUGACUCAUUACAUGUCCUUUGUAUAUGGUCUCAUCUACCUUUGUUUCGAAGCAUAUCCAGCAUCCUUUCAAGAGGACCGGAGUUUGAACAGCGGUGUUAGAGCUCUUUCGUUCUUGGCUAUAAUACUUGGCGUUACAAUCGGGGCUAUCAUCAUUGUCAUCUUCUCCAGGACCCGGUUUACACGCAUAAUCAAAGAUAAAGGUCAUCUGCCACCUGAGCCGCGGCUUCUACCCAUGAUGAUCGGCGGGGCAUGUUUUCCCAUUGGUCUUUUCUGGUUCGCCUGGACCUCCAGCCCUAGCAUAUCAUGGGUACCGCAAGCCAUAGCUGGGGUUCCACUAGGAAUGGGUGUACUGUUUAUAUUUCUGCAAGGCCAACCCUACAUUAUCGAUAAUUACCUGAUGAACGCAAACAGCGCCCUCGCUGCCAACGCUGUAGUGCAAGCACUGUUUGAGGCAGGAUUUCCAAUGUUUGCAACAGCCACGUAUAAAAAGCUGGGGGUUGAUUGGGCCACCAGUGCUCUUGGCUUCAUAGCCGUCGGGCUUUUCCCAGUUCUAAUCCUUUUCUAUAUUUUUGGCGAGAGAAUUAGGAAGCUUAGCCGAUAUUCUCCAAAUGGCGGCCGUCCAGAAUAG
This is a messenger RNA of Fusarium vanettenii 77-13-4, 762 nucleotides long. RefSeq lists its product as uncharacterized. The annotation marks the transcript as partial. Lineage: Eukaryota; Fungi; Ascomycota; Sordariomycetes; Hypocreales; Nectriaceae. The transcript is spliced from 2 exons. The record is from RefSeq and is a predicted model, not a curated record. Gene Ontology annotation, biological process: transmembrane transport. Gene Ontology annotation, molecular function: transmembrane transporter activity.